AUGGGCUUUUUUAAAAGUAAGAAAUCAGCAGCUGCUGUCGAUGAAGAAAUAAGUGAACUUGAAAAAUCAUCAACGACACCAAACAACACAGAAACAACAUCCAGCAAACAACCAACAGCAACAACUCCAGCAAAAACUGAAGUUUUGGACAAACCAAAAGAAACAAGUCAACCAUCAAUUAGUUCAACUACAAAUACAACCACAAAUGCAACCGAUGACAAAAAAGAAAUUGCAACCACAACUACUACCAGCAAGAAGGAUCUUCCAACCGAUAGUUUUAUUCAUGUCCAAGUAACUGGAGAGAAGUUUUCCGAUAAAGCAUCCACACUGUUGCCAUUAGUUUCUCAUCAUGUUAAAUGUCAUGUUACUUAUCCUAUUGUUCAAGUGGUUUCUACUAUGACAUUUAAUAGUCCACAUGGUAAAACAAUUGAAGGUGAAUUAGUGUUGCCAAUGCCUGAUGGAGCAACCAUGAUGGGUUAUGCAAUGGAAGUGAAUGGUAAAUUGGUUGAUGCUGUUCCAGUUGAGAAGGAAAAGGCAAAAGCUGUAUUCGAAAGUGAAGUUAGAGCUGGAGGAACUGUUUCAAUUGUUGAAAAGUUGACUCAAGCUUCUAAUUGUUUCAAGACAAAG
Naegleria gruberi is the source of this 627-nucleotide messenger RNA. RefSeq lists its product as uncharacterized. NCBI's taxonomy places the organism in Eukaryota, Heterolobosea, Eutetramitea, Acrasida, Naegleriidae. The annotation marks the transcript as partial. The record is from RefSeq and is a predicted model, not a curated record. The transcript has a single exon.